Molecule: messenger RNA, 672 nt
Organism: Venustampulla echinocandica
Lineage: Eukaryota; Fungi; Ascomycota; Leotiomycetes; Helotiales; Pleuroascaceae
Exons: 2
Coding region: 1-672 (223 amino acids)
Source: RefSeq, a predicted model, not a curated record
AUGUAUACCUAUUUUGUCCUCGCCGGUCUCCUGGUCUCAAACUGCGUCGCUCUCCCCUUGAAUAUCAAUCUUGGUGCAUAUUCACCCGCCCUGGUAGUCGGUGAUGGUGAAAUAUCAUUCGGAGGAAAAGCAGAUGUCGCGGGGUUGAUGAAUGCGCUGGAGGGGGCAGCAGUUUCUGGAGCCGCUGCAAACGAAGCAGCACGACCGGCAACUCCGGCACAGGCAACAGCUGCUCCUGCACCAGUGGAAGCAGCAGUGGUAGCAGAACCCGAGAUAGUCUCAAUUCAACAACCGGCCAAGGUUGCCGCACUCCAGGGCGUCGGGAAGGAAAUCGCACCGCGGAUCGUUUCACUCGUACAAAACAACGAGAAGAUCCAGAAGAAAAGCCAAUCUGAUUCUGAAAACGGUGCUGCAAACGGAGUCAAGGCCAGGGAUGAGUCCUCUGUCACUCCUAGGAUGAAGACGACUGUAACGACGAUGAUUGUUCGUGGUGGAGCCCUACCGGCUGGAGUGAAGGAGAGAAGUACUGUUGACUCAUUAGAAAGACGAUCCUCACCAUCCAGUCUUGAGGGUGUCAACUUGAACAUGGCGGAGGGGCAAGUUGCCGAGCUCACGUUUGUGGAAACAAGAGAGGUGGAUGGCGAUGAGGCAGAUAACGACAAUGAUAACUAG